Molecule: messenger RNA, 1906 nt
Organism: Lingula anatina
Lineage: Eukaryota; Metazoa; Brachiopoda; Lingulata; Lingulida; Lingulidae
Product: required for meiotic nuclear division protein 1 homolog
Biological process (GO): positive regulation of mitochondrial translation
Source: RefSeq, a predicted model, not a curated record
CCGAUACAAAAAAGAACCGUGUGACAAGACGGAUCAUAUUUCCGGUCAGCGUGCUGAGUGCCGCUGCUCUGAUCGUUUUUAUUUUUAUAAAUCGUUUAUCAUUAGACCGUAUUUAUUACAUAAGUCAGAUUAUGCAGGAAUGACACUGUAAAUUUCUUUCUCGUAUAGGAUAUAACAGUAUCAUCAUAUAAUAAAAAAUGUGGAAAGCUUACACAAGAUUUGUAGAAAACAUCACCAAGAGGGAUUUUCAGGCAGUUAGUCUUGUUCUCAGUGCAAAGCAGACAGUGAAUUUCACAGCAACUGGAUGGAAAAGUCCACAGCUUUCCAGGCAAAUGCACUGUCUGUUUCAAAAACAAUUCAGGAACAAAAGUUAUGCUUUCCCAGCAGUUUUUUAUAGUUCCCAACAAGGGCUAUCAAAGUGUGGGGAAAAAAGGCAUAAUGUCUUUAUUCCGGAUUGCUUUUCAUUCCAAGAAAGGUCGCUGUUUACCACACAUAUAAGGGAAAACUCCCCACAAUCUACUGCUAACCAAGUUAAUCCAACUGGAUUAAGAAAAAAGAGGAAGAGAAAGGUGCAAGAUUUUUCUAUUCAAGCCUUUGCAUUAGCGGAAGAAUUUAAAAGUCUGGAGAGUGUCACAACAGCACUUGAGAAGACUGGACUUUAUAAGGUUUCACAGUUGCCCACUGAUGCCGCAGCUGUACAUUCGACAUUUAUUUAUCAAACUGUAGUUCCUCAAAUUCCCAGAGAAUUUUUUGUAUUUGAGCAAGUAUAUUUUACACUUUAAAUAUACAGAUGUUGGAUUCUUAUCUAUCUUAUAUUCUUCAUUAAUUUAUAAACAUAUUGCAGAGAAGCCUCUGUACUCAGUACAGUAUAUAUAUAUGGCUCUACAUUAACUUAGGAAAAUUUUACUGUAAAACUCACUAGGAUCAAUAAUGAAAAAUUUAGAACUUCAACAGUAAAUCAUAAUGUUGGUCUCUGCUAAACAAAGUGAAACGAGGUAAUAUUGUAAAGUUUAGAAGUAGAACGUUGUUUGUAUUUGUUUUGCUAUCACGUUUGUGAACCAUUUUGCAUUUUUUUUUAUUCCUCUAGGAAAGGCGCAGUUGUGUUUUGGAAUGUUGAAGAUCCUUCUCAAAAACGUAUUAUUGAGACUUUAGAAUCUCUAACUGUCCAAAAGUAUAGUGAUUAUGAUAUGGAAGGUGAAUUCAUGGGAUUUUACAUUGAAGAAAGUGCUACAGAGGUUUCUUUGCGGUCAGGAAACAUUCGCAUCCCACCUCAAAAUAAAGAAAAUAAAGAACAGCUUCUUUUGGAGAAGUUUGCCAUUUCACAUGGUUUGAUGCUGGCUGUUCAGUUAGAUUACUGUGAAACACAACUACAGAAAUUUAUUGAAAAAUUGGCAUACAUUCCAGAGGAUAUGAAAACCAAAGGGAAGAUGACAACUGAGCCGAGACAAGCAGUCCGGUAUAUUGGAGAACUAUAUGACUUGAGACAUAGAGUCUUAUUGGAGUCAGAAUACAUGGAGACUCCAGAGUUUUUCUGGAAUAGAGAAGAACUGGAAGGUUUGUUUGAUAAUGUCAGGAGGCAUUUGGAACUCAAGAACAGGGUGGAUGUGAUGAAAAGUAAACUUUCUUUGUGCAUUGAUCUUAUGGACAAUAUCCAGGAAGCACUGACUCACCAACAUGGAGCCCGCUUGGAGUGGAUUAUCAUAAUUUUGAUUGCUUCGGAGAUUUUGAUAGAACUUCUAAGGUGGAAAGGAGCAACGGUCUGGGCCUGGCUUUGGGGAGAAGAGGCAGCAGAAAAAUCUGACAAACUAGAACAACUAAACCAGGAAGACUCAGACCCCAUUUCCAGAGAUUAGAUCGAUCUACUUUAGAUAGACCUAACUCCCUGGGGGUUCACGCUAAAUAGCUG